Syngnathoides biaculeatus (alligator pipefish) is the source of this 1373-nucleotide messenger RNA. It is a transcript of the gene pnp5a, whose product is annotated as purine nucleoside phosphorylase 5a. The record is from RefSeq and is a predicted model, not a curated record. Gene Ontology annotation, cellular component: cytoplasm. The transcript has 7 exons. The coding region runs from base 282 to 1223 and encodes 313 amino acids. NCBI's taxonomy places the organism in Eukaryota, Metazoa, Chordata, Actinopteri, Syngnathiformes, Syngnathidae. Gene Ontology annotation, molecular function: purine-nucleoside phosphorylase activity. Gene Ontology annotation, biological process: nucleoside metabolic process.
UAAAUGGCUGAAGUGCACCCGUGCGCGAGAGACGACGUCGACCUGCCUCCGUCAAAACGCCUCCAACCUGACCGAACUGUUGGCCAACCUGCUUUUUAUUUGUAUUUUGUUUUUUGGUUGUUUUUGGUUGUUUUUUGUUUUUACCCGCCUGCUUCUCGUCAUGUUUCCUCGAGGUAACCAGUGUCCGAUGGAGUAGGCCGACGAGGACUUGGAGCAACUUCAUACACCUCCCGUUGCAAUUGAAGAAAGCAUUCAGAGGGAAGGACAAAAACAAAAAAUGCAUGCUGAGCCGCGGACAUCAUCUGGAGCAGUUAACGAUCAAUAUUUUUCUCAUAACCUACACCUACGAGGACUGCAAGGCCACGGCCGAUUGGCUGCUGGCUCAGACCGACGUGCGGCCGUCCGUCGGCAUCGUGUGCGGCUCCGGCCUGGGCGGGCUGGCGGCCAUGUUGAAGGAUCCGGUGGCCUUCAACUACAGGGACAUUCCGAAUUUCCCACAGAGCACCGUGCACGGACAUGCCGGACGGCUGGUUUUUGGAACGUUGAAGGGCCGACCGUCUGUUUGCAUGCAGGGCCGAUUCCACCUGUAUGAGGGCUACUCUGUCCAGAAGAUCACGCUGCCCGUGCGCAUCUUCAAGCUGCUGGGCGUCGACACGGUGAUACUGACCAAUGCGGCGGGCGGUCUCAACGAGGACUUCAAGGUGGGAGACGUCAUGAUCUUGAAAGAUCACCUCAACAUUCCGGGCUUCGCUGGGAACAACCCUCUCGCUGGACUCAACGACGACAGGUUUGGCGUGCGCUUCCCGUGCAUGUCCGACGCGUACGACCAAGAGCUUCAGCAGCUGGCCAUGGACGUGGGUCAGGAACUGGGCUUCGGAGACUUCAUGAAGGAGGGCGUCUACUGCGUGCUCGGCGGUCCCUCGUUCGAGACCAUCGCCGAGUGCAGGAUGCUGCACAAACUCGGCGCUGAUGCAGUCGGCAUGAGCACGGUCUACGAGGUGAUUGUGGCUCGCCACUGCGGCAUGCGCGUCUUCGCCCUGUCGCUGAUCACCAACCGGGCGGUGAUGGACUACGACAGCGAGGAGAAGGCCAACCACGAGGAGGUCCUCCAGACGGGGAAGCAGAGGGCGGAGCAACUGGAGCAGCUCAUCUUCACCAUGGUGACCAGGAUGGAGCACAACAACAACAACAACAACAACGACGGCGACGACGACGACGCCUGAGCCUUCCCCCAAAGGUCAAACUUGCAUUCCGGUCCAUUCCGUUCCUCCUCCUUUUAUUCGACUUGUAAGUUAAUUUGAUUAACAUGUACAAAUGUGAUGGAGUUCAAAUUGUUUUUACUACUGUUAAUAAAAAUUAUUUAUUACAACACA